AUGUGCCAGAAGCCUGUGAUCAAGACGGAGCACGACUACAAGGUUUCGGCCAUGCUGGAUCUGGGUCUGGAGGAGGACAAGUUCCCGAACCGGGUGCCGCAGAAGUUCCGCGAGAACGUGGUGAUCCACGGGCCGCAGCGCUCCGGGCGCACGAUAUCAGUAUGCAUAACUCCCCCUCUUCCUCAUUUGUCAUGCAAAAUCCCAAUUCCAGUUGGUUCCUUGUGGCACGGUUUGCAUGUUGACAAAGUACGGAAGCUGAAACAGUACUACACUAGUCAGGAACUUGUCAUGCACUGGCUCCACGUCUGCUGGUGUUUGUAUUGCUAUUCAUUCCAUGCAAAUGAGGGGGAGAAGGAGUUGUGCACUCUCAUACACGAAGUGGGCCAACCAGAUUCGCGCGGCGGUCAACCAGCGGGGCUUUCUCUCCAACGACGAGUGCGUGGACUGGGCGGUGUCGAGCAGCGCGAAGGGCCUGCUGGACGAGGAGUUCGUGGACAAGGUGCGGGCCACGAUGACGGAGCGGGAGCAACUGUGGCAGACGGAUCCCGCGGCGAAAGCGGAGUACCAGGCGCAGAUCGCGCACAAGAGCAUCCUCCUGUCGCACGACAUCAAACCCCCCGCCGACGACGACGUCGCGGCUGCGCUCCCGAUCUACGACCUGGACCCGGAAGUGGUUGCAGAGAUCGUCAAGAAGCGGCUCGCGCUGUGCGACUUCAACACCGGCUUCAUCCUCGACUGCUUCGACGCGUCCAUCGAAUACCUCACUCCGGAGAGCGCUUUGCAGGUGAUGUUCCUCCUCGACGAGCGGGUUCGGUUUUUCCUGAUGGAACCGAGCCACCGCUCUCCCAAGCAGGACACCGGAGGCAUGUCGGGAAACGAAGCAGACAACAACCCAGGAGAUGUUGCGGGUGCCGCGGGCGGGGCGGAUGUUCAAAACAAGGUCGCCGACCAGGAGCUGGACGAGGAAGCGAAGGAGGCGAAGCACAUUGAGGUGUUUGAGACCGAUUUCCACGCGUUUUUAGACUCGCGGCAGGUCGAGAUCGAGAAGGACGCGGAGAGUUUGCAGGCCGAAAUGACGGCUCUGGAAACGAAAGUGCAGACCAGCUUGGCGGAUGAAGAUCACGGGGACGAAGGCGAUCUGGCGGUGCUGCAGCAGCGGCUGGAAGCCGGCAAGGCGGAGCUGGAGAUUUUGAAGAACAAGAUCAAUGUGCCCGCGAAUCCCAAGUGCUUCGACUUCCACAGGCAGCUGAUUGCGGACACGAUCCAUCCAGUCAACGCCGUGAAGCACGCCGAGUUCCAGAAGCUGGCGCCCGAGCAGCAGAAGAGGCACGCCACGAAAGCGGGCGCGAAGGCUAGGAACAAGUCCCAAGGAGCGGAAUCCAGCAACGGCAGCUCGCCCACGCACAGCCAGCAUUCCGUGUUGUUAAACAUGGAGUUUCAGCACUUCCACCUGGUUUCGGUGUACCCGCUUCCGUACGACAAGGAGAGUCGGGCUGCGCUGCUGGACCACGAGGACAUGAUGCCCGCACCACGCGUGCCCGAGGACCCGAGGCUGCCGCAGCCCUCGAUGCGGCAAAUUGUGUAUUCGCCGCAGAUCGUUCGUGAUUUCGACCGCGACGAGGCGUACAAGCUGUCGAAGCACAAUUUUUCGAUUCGAGAUUCCCUCGUCGAAGAGCAGUACGUCGCGCGCAACCUCGAGGACGCCUUUGCCACCGCCGGUCGGGUGGAUAUCCGCUGCUACGCGGAGGAGGAUCAGGUCUUCAGCUUCGGUCCCUGUCUCGCCGGCGGGGCAGAACCGCAGAAGGAGCGGCUGCGAAUCACGAAUCCGCGCGGAAUUCCAUGUGAGGUCAAUAUCAGCGUGAAACCGCGAUCCGCGGCAGGCGAAAAGGACUUUCCAUUUGAAAUCCAUCCCGCGCAGCUGGUCAUUCCGCCGCACGAGCACUGGUACGUCACCGUGUCGCUCACCCCACCGCAGUUGCAGACGUAUUACGUAAUAUUCGAGGCGAAGUUCACCAAAGGAACUGGAACAGACCACCGAAGCAACUACUUGACGUUCGAGAUGCGCGCUUUAACAGACGAACAGUUUGAUUUUGGCAAGCUGCAGCUCGGUCGCGAGCAUCAAAUUCGGUUCCGCCUGCAGCAGAAUGACGGGAUCAUACCCGCGACGGCACGCUGCGAGAUCCUGGACGAGGAAGGCAUCGCAGUCACUGACACUAUUCCGCCCUUCUCCGUGAUCUGUCCGCGCACGAUAAAUCUGGAGCCGGGCAAGCACUACCAGUUCACGACAAAGUUCCACCCGUGUGACAUCAGCCUGCCGGAUGACGGCGUACAGCUCCCCUACUUCUUGCAGAAGUUCCGGGUGUUCACAAUCCACAACCCAUUCGAAGACUUGACGCUUGCAUUGAAGGGCGAGGGCUACGUGCAAGAGGUGUGUUGGGACCUAAUGAACCAGUCCGGCCGCGACGACGAGCUUUUGGACUUGGAUUUGUCGCCAGAAAUUUCACCCUUUGACCCACCAUAUCCGUUGAAAGACGGCGGUCGUCAGGCCGGGGUGCGGCCACCCGCGCCCCCGGAUGAGCUCGGGAUCGGACAACUUCCGGUGGGUAGCCGCAAGCAGCAGAUUAUCUACCUCAAAAACGGGAGCAAGAAAACGGCGCAGCUCGAGUUUCCCGAGACACUACCUGCGCCGUUCGCGUUGUCCGCCGAGGCGGCCGAAAGCUCCAGUACUCCGAAUUUGAAGUUUGUUCCGUCCUGCGGUCACGUGCCCCCGGGAUCGAAGAAAAAGAUCGUAGUGCACUUCCAGCCGGUGGAGAAGGUAUCCGCAGACUUGGUGGAGAUUCCGUGCAAGAUCCAGGACAUCGAGUUCUCCACGGCGGACUCCGGCAACGAGAAUAGGAACGGCGCAGCAGCUGCGCUUCUUUCCGGAGGCGAAAGCCGGCCCACAACGCCGUUCUUGCGGCAGGCGUCGGAUGGUCGAUCGAUCUCCCACGAGUCGACAGCCGGCGGGAGAAAGCCGUUGAUCUCCCACGAGUCGACAGCCGGCGAGAAAUCGCUCGCCAUCUUUGGGAUCGCGCAUCCUCCAUCCCCGCCAGGCAUUCAGCUAGUUCUGUUGCUCAUUGCGGGCGCGAUCAUUUUUUUCACAAGCACGAAACGACUACCAAAAACACAGCCCAACAUAGGUAGUUGGGUUUGCCGCAUGGGCCAAGUGUGUCCCUUCGUUAUCCUCGGAGGUGCGGCUGUGGUGGUUGCCAUAAACCGCGCGAACGGCGAAGCCUACGGGUUUGAGAGGGGAAUGAGUUUCAGUUCCUCGUCGUCUUCCUCCAGGACUGCGAACUCCGGCGAGUGGUUCUCGUGGCUGAUAGAUUCGCAAGGAAAAAGCGAUAACGGAGCGGGUGGGCGUGAAUCUGUGGGAACUACGACCGAGACCGUUGCUCGCCCCAAGAAACAGCAAGAGGAAGCAACUUCGCAAGCCGGUCCCCGACACAUGCCCUCCCUUUCCAACGACCCGAACAGCGACGAUUCGUCUACAACCUCCACCGCUGCUUUUGCUCGUCCAGCGGCCGCUACUGCAAAGCCCAGCAGGCGGCAACGUCCCGCCGAGGAUGAAUUGACCGAAGAAGCCAGAGCCUUUGCAGCAGAAAACGCAUUGGGAGCAGCAGCUACAGCAGCCAAAAAUCACGCGGCACAGAGGACAGACGAGAAAUUGUCGGACACUACUGCAGAUGACGCGUCGCCACCACGACCAUCCCCGGCUACCGAAAGUCUGGACAGGAGGAGCGGAGCUUCGGCUACAGCAAAGGCGUCGAGUGUUUCGACCGUGCGGCUUCGCUCCGGCACUUCCGCUGGCAAGGCUCUGGAUGAACAGCAGCAGAAACUAGCGCAAAUGGUAAAGAAUAGCGGGGCCAUUAACGACGGCGCCAGCAAAAGGGAUGCCCAGAAGGAGCUUCACGGGGGCCGCGAACAAAGCCGGGUGUCGCUAACGGAACUCCAGGGGGACCAUGCUGCGGGGCAAGAGGAUUGCCAACAGUGCGACUUUCUCAAGGUCGCAGCAAAGCAGUGCAAGUUCCCUCCCGACUUAAGUAGUGAGGGCGUCGCGCAUGCGCGCAAGAUCUUCUUCGGGGAUGAAAAGGUCGGGUUUACGCGCGCUGGCUUGGCGAGCUCCAAGACGAGUCCCCCAGCCAAAGACAGAAGCCGGAGUAGAAUCUUGGAGCAGUCCAAGGUGAAGCCGCAGCCGGAGGAGCACCUUCAAAAAGCCGUGCCCGUGGAGGAUGUCUUCCUCUACUUCACAUAUGUGGCAUCGGGGAAAGUUGGCCCAACGCGUUUUGGUGGGCCGCCGCUGACCUUCCCGGUGAAGCGGAAGCCGGACGAGCGCAACAAGGCGGCGAGCGUCAUGGAGAAUCUGCUAGACGAGGACGGCGCCGGCGGGCCCAAUUUGCUCCGCGAUUUGCUAAAGCUUCUCGCACAAGAUGCCAACAAGGACGGGAGUGAAAAAGGCCAAGGGGAUGUGGGUGUCAUCAAGCUACUGCAAGACCAACUGGCCGGUUUUUCGCCAGCAGGUUGGGCCGCGACCACAGAAACGCAAUGCUCCGAGGAAGUUUUACACCGGUACAACGAGAAGAACGAAAUCACUCCGUCGACGUGCACUGCUCGCGAUUGUCGCCCUGUUUUCUUUGGUCGUGAUUUCAUCAUCGAGAAGGAGGAGCAGGCAGACGAGGAGAAGAGGCUGGCAGACGUAGACGUACGGGCACGUGGCAUGAGGUACAUUCGAUCGCUCGAGUAUGAGGAGAAAGUCGCCCCCGCGUUCAUAUUCAUCAAAGACCUUCUUGGCUGCGACACCGAGAACAGCAAAGCCAGGGCUAGCGCAUCACGCGGCAAGAUAUGGCUUCCGCAUGAGAGAAGCGUUUGGCGAAAGCUCUUGCCCAGAAAAAAAGGCGGCAGCCGUGAACACCAGGCCGACGCACAGCUGGCGAACGCGAUGAAAAGGGCGGGCGAUAUCAUGCGGACCGCUGUAAGCUCCGCCACCAGCACCACCGACAAGAAGAGCGCCGAAGCCAUUGCACAAGACGUGAUGAACACUGCAGGCGACAUAACAGGGUUUGUGCAAGGACUUCUCCGUGCCCCCAUGGUGCUAGCGGAUCGCCUUCCGAACAUAUUUUCGGAACUGGUCGGAAGGAAAAUACGAAGGCCAGUCCGCUACUUGUUCGAGAACAAGCUCCGACAGGAGGCUCUGGGCGGGACGAAGCGGAUACUUUGCGCCGAGGAGCUCAGCAACAUGGUGGCGCUAGAAGUCGAGCAGCUAAUUUCGCAGGUUCCCGACCUGCUGGAAUCCCUACAAAUUCCUGCCCUGCCUGCCAUUUUCCGUGCAUUUUUUGGCGACAGGGUUUCUAUCAUGCAGAGUCUCUCACGCCAAGCAGACUGCGUCGCGAGAUCGGCCCUGAGGGAACCCAUCAAGACUUUACUACAAGACCUGCAGCAGACCGAUGAUCGCGACGAUGGCGCACCCGAGCCGCGGUGCAUCCCGGUAGAGCCCCCGUCCAGCGGGCCCGGGAGCGGAAUCAUCGCCCCCCUGUGGUUCGAGAGGGUCAUGGGGAUGGUGCUCGCACAACUGGUGGACAGAGUCAUCCCGGCUAGCAAGAUUGGAACGGCUAUCUUUAGCGGCCUAGGAGAGUACGUGCGGGACCUCGCGGCCCCGGUGGGCCAAGUCUCGGAUAUCGGAGGUGGCGCUGCAUCGUGGGUGGCCGACUCUGUUGUGAGCAUUAUUGUUAAUCUCGCGAACCCCGAAAAGGCGGGGGACGCGUUGUUAGCUCGUGAAAAAAAAGCAGUGGAAGAGUAUGGGGUAAUUGGACAGUGGGUUGACAAGCCGUUUCUUGAUGUCCUGAGUCUCGCUUCCACCGGCUUGGAGGCUGUCACCAGUUUGUCUAUGGGGGGACAAACUAGCACCGCGGCAGUGAGAGCGGCCUUUUUUUAUUGCCCACAUAUUCGAGGUGAGGGGCUUCCCACAUAUUCGAGGGGGGGUUUGGGUUUCGCGGAUUUGUGAAAGCUAAAAACGCAAAAUGUUACUGCUUGCGCUGGAGGUAGGGGCAUGUGUCUCCCUGAGAAAUGAACGCGCAACACUGCUGGCUCUGGAUGUUUCGGCCGAAGCCGGGAGCCGCUAAUGUAGUGGGUUUGCCAAACAAUAACAAGCCCACGAAGAAUAUUUAUUGGCGUCGGCAGCGGGCUCCUGCGGUGCCGGCCUUUCCGCUUUCUCACUCCACGCCCGUGCAAAGAACUGAGCGCCCAUGGCGCUGCGUGGCUCCCGUCAGUUUCCCGGCGGCGACCUGCAAUCACAGCCGAGUGCCCUUCGUGCGCCUCUAGCUCCUGGGGCGAUUCCGUCGUGGCGGCUACGGCUUGCGGCGCCCGCGCGAAAAACAAAAGGGCGCCGGGCUUUUGUCGGCUUGGCCGGGGGCUAAAAGGAGGGCGGCCGCGCGACCUGUCAUGCCCGUGCGUAUACAGCCCCUGCCCUGAUGCUGGUUUUUGCUCCGUCGGCCGCGCAGCUCGCCGCGCGUAGCAUACUUGUGGCACUCUCGCUUUUUUGGAAAGCAGCCGGGCUUCGUGAGCCCCGUCCACAGGUUGGCUUCGUUUCGCUCGUCGGCUGCUGGCGCCGGCGCUGCUUUCCUUUUAGGGAAUAUGCGGGUCCCCCCCUCCCGCUCCCCAAAUGCUCAGUAUGCCGCACUGAUUCCGAAUAUUUGGGCUGGUGUGACCCCACAUAUUUGCCAUAGCCUCCCGCACAUUCACUAAAAGGACCUGGCCCUAUGUCUGUUUUUCAUUCCUCCCCCCAUGCAUUCGGCGUCGGCUUUCGAGCCCGGAGUGGGAAGGUCUUUGCAAGCGCUUUCGUAAGCUAGCCGCGGCGCUUUUUGGGAGCUUGCCAACCACGGCGCCGUCGGUCGGUUGGGUUUUUUGGCCAGGAGCAGCCGCACUGUCGGCCCAAAGUGCAACAAUACUCGCCCGCCAUCGCUCUCUCUUCGAGUGGGCUAUUUUCCCAAGCAAGGCUUUCGUGGGCCGGCCCUGGCGCGCACCCUCAUGCCUGGUGAUGUCCGCGAGUCGUGCAUCUUUUCCCGCAUUCGACAUUUUCGGGAAAAUGAAAAGGGGAGCCCAAAUUCAGCUGUAGGGCGACCGCGCGGGUGUAGGGCGACCGCGCGGUUGGGUUGUCAUUCAGGGGCAGCGCAGUAGCCGUCUUGUCUCCUUAGGUUCGCCCGUGUCGCAGCUUCCCAUGCGUGUGGGCACUCUGUUGCAAGCGUAGCGCCGCGGCGCCUUUGUCAGGUUUGGAAGAUAAAGCGGCGCCCAAAAACGGCCUGAAACGCCGAGACAUGCCUUUUGUCUUGGCGCCCGCAACGAAGCGCCACAACGCAAUCCAAAAAUAGUGCCCAAAUAUGCGGCCCCAAAAAAAACGCCGCUCUCAUUGCCAAUGGCUUUCUUGUCCCCCCAUAGUCGCUACCCGGCUGUUUUUAGGGCCACACGAAGAAGGCGAAGAAGGCGACACCGAGCAAGUAAAAGGGGACGACGACUACGUCGACUCUUCCGACGAGAGCUUGGGCUGCAAGCUUACAUAGGAAAACUGUUCGCCAUUACGCUGCCGGUAGCUGGGGUCGGAGGCUUUGAGCAAUAAGGAGACUGAAUCUUGGUGUUCAACGAAGGAAAGUAGCAAUAAGUUGCCGGACCCCUGAGGCAUAAAAAGAAGAUCGUCAUCAAGUAGAGCUGCGCUAGGACCGCAAACAGUUUGCUUUAACCAUUGGGGCGGAUUCGAUGAAACGAAUAUAAUCCACUCCCCACUGCGAGCAGGCGAAACACGUUCAGAAGCACCAACGUUAGCGAGAAAGAGAAGCAGCUUGAUCUAGCGAUAGCAUUGCAGAAUCUUAUAAGGCUCAAAGUUUUCAGGGACAUAAACAGAAAUGCAGCGUGAUUACAUAGAUGAGAAGUAAGUGUUUGGGAGCGACUUUUCGAUUUAUUUAUGACGAAGAGAAUGAAACAAGAAACUUGAAUAGAACGCAAGCAGAACGAAAAAAACAAAACACUGGGAAAGGGAAAACAAAAAAGCCGCAAGCUGCGAAGGCGAAUCGCCAAGGUGGGGCGGCUCUCAGUUCGUUCCGUUUACAGUUUAGAGAGCUCCGAAGAAAGCCGGCUCCAUUUACUUGAGUGGCUAUUUCUUUAUUUUUUAUUGACAAAAAAGCCCGGCCUUAUUCAACGGCGUUACCCCUAGGGUAUCAGGGCAGGCUAUUCCUGCCGCGCGUCGGAGGAGGGAGCUGCGCCGAGCACCGCUCAAACUAAUAAAUCGCCAUCAUCAUUGACCGUGGCACUGGAGAGUGGCAAGACAAGCGACGAAAGGGCGCCCGAGCAUGAAUUUGCGAAAAAUGCAUUAUAGUGCUCGGGCCGAGACGUUCGCUUUUCCUUUUCGAAUGUCUGCCGUGCGAGGGAAACGCUGCUCCUGUGGUGGCAAGCCGGGUAAAUCUGAGCAGAAUGCUCAUCAUCUGAGAGAAGACGCAAUGUUGAAAGAGCGAAGAUGCCACAAACUGUCGCGAUUGUAUUUUCUUGGUCAAGGAAGCGCAUGCUGCAAGGCACAAAUAGGUGAAAGAUUCUUUCACCUAUUUGUGCCUUGUCCCUUCUUAGAAGGGACAAUCCGUCCAAGCGCUUGCGAGAGGUGACUGGGACUGGCCAUGCGAGCAUUUCUUGAAUAAGAUCUAAAUCGUUUUCACCGCCUACACGGAGCAGAGCUGCGCAACAAGAUGUCGUACCGCGAGCUCCGGAACUUCUGCGAGAUGAUGCGUAGUCUCGGCUACCAUCGGCCCAUCAGCAUGGAAAAUUUCCGCACGCCGAACUUCGAGCUGGUCGCGGAUCUGCUGGAUUGGCUGCUGCACAGGGUGGACUCCAGUUCGUCGAUACCAGACGAUAUAUCGACCGAGACCUGCAGAAUACACUUUCUGACCACGUGUUGUCGCUUACUUUAUGAAAAAGCAAAUAUAAAAUGCAAUCCAAGAAAACUCUACGGUGCGGACGGGUACGCUGUAAAAGAGCUGCUCAGGUACUUGCUGGAUUGCAGCUUGCUGAAAUUGAAGUGGUACUGCUAGAAUAGAAGACUACUCUUCAUCUGCAUGCCAACGCUGUUUUUUUCUUCCGUUUCCCUACCUUCAAAAGCGCUGCAAAAAUCUCCGUUUUGUUCUCUGCAGGGUGGCACAGAUGCUGUAUGAGGCACAGAAGUCGGUAACGCAGAAUGGAAACCUUGCGAAAGAAGCCGACAUGGACACGUCAGCGUUUUCACUAUCGUCAAAGCUUCACGAUUUGAAGUCCACAAGAUCACUCUGCUCAGCCAUAGUGGAAUCCGGAGCAACCUUGCACGACCUGCUACAAAAGGAGCAGACAAACCGAGAAGACAUAAACAAAGCGCUCAGGUACCUACUUACUUGUGACAUGACAGCUGCAGAAGCUCCAGGUGCCCUCUAUUACUUGCUCUCGUUCGUGGUCUACCUAGUGACACUCACGCAAUCCCAAUCCGAUGCUGACUGAAAAAAGGUUUCUCGACGGGAUAUCGCGGAAUUUGGAUAGCAAUUCGGAACAAGAGGUGGUGGAAAGGUCCGUAACAGCGCUCCUGAAUACGAACAUAGAGAGUUUGCAGCAGCGGAAACAGAUGGUAGACGAACUUGCGAAAGACGAGAAAAAUUUGGAAACGAAAAUAAAAAAGAAGAAGCAGGAGCUGGACCGAUGCACUGCUCGUCUCGCACAGCUCACGAGCGUGCGACCUGCAUUCAUGGACGAGUACGAGAAACUAGAAGAGGAGCUCGCAAAGGUAAUUUUUUGUCCUUGUGCAUGUCGUGGUGGUCGUAAUGAACGUCAAAGACUUUUUUUCGUCUUCUUGAACCUCCUUCUUUCUCGUCAGGUCUACGAGAGCUACGUGGCCCGAUUCCGAAAUCUUGAUUACUUGGAAUACGAGCUGGAUCAGCUGAAUAAGGAAGAAGAGGAACGCAUGGAGCAGAAUGCGCGAGAGCUGAAACGCCUGCAGAAAAGGCUACGGGAAGAGGAAUGGCGCAUGCUCAGAGGUUCUUCUGACUGCCUGGUCUUGUUUUCCUCAAAAGAUAAAGGAAGAAAAUGCGCCGGCACCUAUUCCUUAGGUCGUGAUGCUGAUCUUGAAAUUGAAGUGCUGCGCAUGCGCAUCUUCUACAAAGUAGAAUAUCACCCCACUUUGCUCAGGCGACGAGGAUGGGGACUUGAAGGGGCCCAUGGAGAGGCCGCGAGCGAAGAGCCAAGUUGUAGGCAGCAUGGUCGCUGUUUCAGAAGGUGGCAGCAGCGAUUCAAAGAGCGACGAUGGCAGCUCCGAAGCCAUCUCCGUCGGGAAAAGCGAGUACAACAAUUCACUUUUUUGCCAUACGCCACAUCAUUCCAUUGUGAUUGACUGUUUAUUGCGCUGGAUGUGCAUUUCGUAAUUUGGAUGCAUUUGAUACCUGUCCCGGUUGCAUGCUAUGCUUCGAACUUCACAGGGGCAGUGACCAUCCGCUCAGCAUAUCUGGAUCCGACGACAUUGUGGAGCAGUCGGACGACAGCGAUAUUCCGCGCGAUAACGACCACAAUUUUUAGUCGCUUCGCGCCUCAGAGUCUCGCUCUAUUCGGUUCUUUUUUUUCAUAUUAAAACUUGAGAACUUCUUCUCAGGCCCGUGCAAGCAAAAGCAUGUUUUUGUUGAAGCAAGAAAACCACUUAUAUCAAACUCAAAACGGAAAACAGUGAACCUAAAUUAAUAGCCAUGGCUAGCGCAAAAUAGCCUCCUUGUAAAACUUUCCAUAUCAAAACUAGCAGCGAACAAGACAGCUCCACUCGCCGCGGUGGAGGCUGCUCUUGAAUGAAAGAACAUAGUUGACUUUGUUCAUGACGCAUAAGUACAUGCCAAGAGUAGUAAGACAUGACGCAGCAGAAUAUGUUAAUUCUCAGAGCCCUGCCGUCCAGCGGGUUUUUGUAGCCUUCCUUGUGUCGCUCGUACUGUGUUCAUCCCGAAAGUCCAAGAAAAAACGCUAGAUCCCCAAUAAUAUGGUGACAUAGUUGCAUUCGUUCGCGUAAAAGUAAAACUAUAUCGAUAAGGCGGAGUCUUCCCAGAG
This is a messenger RNA of Amoebophrya sp. A120, 11115 nucleotides long. The record is from the annotation of a GenBank genome assembly. NCBI's taxonomy places the organism in Eukaryota, Dinophyceae, Syndiniales, Amoebophryaceae.